Molecule: messenger RNA, 1511 nt
Organism: Caenorhabditis sp. 36 PRJEB53466
Lineage: Eukaryota; Metazoa; Nematoda; Chromadorea; Rhabditida; Rhabditidae
Source: the annotation of a GenBank genome assembly
AUGCGACGUCUCUUCUGCACACAAACCAUCCAGACGGCGAUUCAAAACUCUCUGCCCGACUUUCAAAAGAUUGUCGGAAGCGGAGCGGUCCGCACACAGGAAUCGGUUCGACGGCAGUUUGCGAGAGAUGAAAGCCAUUUUAUGUGAGUUUUCCCCUCCUUUCCCAUUCAAUUUCCACGUUGCAGUGCGCCACCGCCCGCCGUGGUCCUCGAGCCGACGACUGUGGAGCAAGUGUCCCAACUGUUGAAGUUGUGCAACGAUCGUGGCAUUCCGGUGGUCCCCUUCGGCACGGGAACCGGUCUUGAAGGCGGCUCGACGUCCACGCUGGCCGGUGUCUGCCUGAGCACGCAGCAGAUAGUCGGAGAGCCCGUGCUCCGCGAGCAGGACUUUGUAUGCUCCGUGAGGCCCUCCACGACGCGCGUGGCACUCAAUGAAGCCAUCAAACACUCGGGACUGUUCUUUCCUGUUGAUCCGGGCGCGGACGCUUCAGUAUGCGGAAUGGUGGCCACGAGUGCGAGCGGAACGAAUGCGAUCCGAUAUGGAACGAUGAAGGAGAACGCGGUGAACUUGGAAGUGGUCCUGGCCGACGGAACAAUUCUGGACACGAAGGGAAAGGGGAGAUGUCCGAGAAAGUCCUCCGCCGGCUUCAAUUUCACCGAACUGUUCGUCGGCUCCGAAGGCACACUCGGAGUGAUCACCCAGGCGACCGUCCGGGUCCACCCCCGCCCGCAGUUCCUCUCCGCCGCCGUCUGCGCCUUCCCGUCCGUCCAUCAGGCGGCUUCCGCCGUCGUCGAAGUUCUUCAGUGGAGCAUCCCGGUGGCUCGCAUCGAGCUCCUCGACCACGUUCAAAUCCAGGCAUGCAACGCCUACAGUAACCUUUCGCUUCGAGAGACGCCCACGCUCUUCAUCGAAUUCCACGGAAGUUCGGAGAAGGAGGUGGCCGAUCAGACAACUGCCGUUGAGGGUAUUUGCAAGAACAACGAGGCGUUAGUCUUUGAUUCUGGAGCAUCGCCGGAGAAGAUGGCGGCUCUUUGGACAGCUCGGCAUAAUGCUUACUAUGCGGCUCUCGCAAUGCGUCCCGGAACAAGAGUAAGUUUCGGUGAAUGAAGGUGAAAAGAAAAGAAACAUUGAAGGGCUUCACCACGGACGUCUGCGUUCCGAUCUCCAAACUGGCGGACGUGAUCUCGGAGACCAGAGUGGAUUUGGACGAGCAUCAGAUCCUCGGAACGGUCGUCGGACACGUCGGCGACGGAAACUUCCACGUCAUUCUGCCGACGAUCGAGGAGGACAAGACGGAGCACCGGAAGAUCCAGGCAUUCUCGGAUCGGCUCGUGAAAAGAGCGCUGGCGGCCGAUGGCACGUGCACCGGAGAGCACGGAAUCGGGCUCGGCAAGAAGCGAUACUUGCGGGCUGAGCUCGGCGACGCCACGGUUCGGCUGAUGCACACUGUGAAGAACGCGUUGGACCCGAAGAACAUUCUGAACCCGGGAAAAGUUCUUCCAGAACUAUAG